CCGAAUGUAACCUUUUUUUCCCCCCUUCCUUAUUCCCCGUUUAUAUGGCACAGCGACUUCCGCUCUUGCCGUUAAAGCGGAGUGGAGAUCAUGGCGGAGCGCGUGCAGCAGCCCCCAGCUAAGCGGUUCUGCUGCCGACCCGGUUAUAGCACAGCGUGUCGACAGGGGCUGCGGGCCGGCGGAGCAGUAUGCGGCACUUCGGCUUCGGCUCAAGGGGGAUCGGGCAAGACCCCGGAGUCGCUCUUGGACAUUGCAGCGCGCAAAGUGGCCGAAAAAUGGCCCUUUCAGAGGGUGGAGGAGCGCUUCGAGCGGAUCCCAGAGCCCGUUCAGAGGCGGAUCGUGUACUGGUCUUUCCCGAGGAGCGAACGGGAAAUCUGCAUGUAUUCCUCGUUCAACACCGGCGGUGAGGAGAGCGCGGCGGCCGGGGAGGGAAGCGAUGAGACCCGGCUGCCUUUCCGUCGUGGCGUCGCGCUGCUCGAGAGCGGCUGCGUAGACAACGUACUCCAAGUCGGUUUUCAUCUCAGCGGCACAGUGACGGAACCGGCCACGCCGUCCGAACCCGAGAUGGUGUGCAGCGUGGCCAUCAGCUUUGACCGCUGCAAGAUCACGUCAGUGACGUGCAGCUGCGGCAACAAGGACAUUUUUUACUGCGCGCACGUGGUAGCAUUGUCACUGUACCGCGUGCGGCGGCCCGAGCAGGUCAAGCUGCACUUGCCAAUCUCCGAGACGCUCUUCCAGAUGAACCGCGAUCAGCUACAGAAGUUUGUCCAGUACCUCAUCACCGUGCACCACACAGAAGUGCUGCCCACCGCCCAGAAACUCGCCGACGAGAUCCUCUCCCAGAACUCCGAGAUCAACCAAGUACACGGAGCCCCGGACCCCACGGCAGGAGCCAGCGUGGACGAUGAGAACUGUUGGCAUCUCGACGAGGAGCAGGUUCGGGAACAGGUCAAACUCUUCCUGUCCCAGGGGGGCUACCACGGCUCGGGCAAGCAGCUCAACCUCCUCUUCUCCAAGGUGAGGGAAAUGCUGAAAAUGCGUGACUCAAACGGGGCUCGCAUGCUGACGCUGAUCACAGAGCAGUUUAUGGCCGACCCGCGGCUGGCGUUGUGGAGGCAGCAGGGCACCACCAUGACGGACAAAUACCGCCAGCUCUGGGACGAACUCGGUGCAUUGUGGAUGUGCAUUGUGCUGAAUCCUCACUGUAAGUCCGAGCAGAAGGCCUCGUGGCUCCGGCAGCUCAAGAAGUGGAACGGUGUGGACGUUUGCCCCUGGGAGGAUGGUAACCAUGGCAACGAGCUGCCCAAUCUGACCAACGCUCUGCCUCAAGGUGCCCACGCCAACCAAGAUUCGAGCGCUCGGCCUCACCGGACAGUGUUCACGCGGGCCAUCGAGGCCUGCGACCUCCACUGGCAGGACAGCCACCUGCAGCACAUCAUCAGUGAUGACCUCUACACCAACUACUGCUACCACGACAGCACUGAGAACUCCCUGUUCGACUCGCGCGGCUGGCCCCUGUGGCACGAACACGUGCCCACAGCCUGCGCCCGGGUAGACGCGCUGAGAUCGCACGGUUACCCGCGAGAGGCUCUGCGGCUGGCCAUCGCCAUCGUCAACACCCUGCGCAGACAGCAACAGAAGCAGCUGGAGUUUUUUAGGAAGCACAAAAACGAAACGCUCUAUAAAGGGAUGACCACCAUCACGAAUCUGGAGGGCUGGGUGGGCCACCCGUUGGACCCCAUUGGCACGCUGUUCAGCACGUUGAUGGAGUCGGCCCGCGGCGUUGAGGAGAGCUCAGCGGACUUCUCAGCAGGCACGACGAGCUCCAGUAAGCAUGGUGAUGUGCAUAUGUUCCCCACGGCACGCCGCUUCCUGGAGGAGGGAGAGUCCUACCUGGCGCUGGCCGUGGAGACGGCUCUCAUGGGUCUCGGGCAGCAAAGGAUCAUGCCCGAAGGCCUGUACGCCCAGGAGAAAGUGUGCCGCAACGAGGAGCACCUCAUCGCCAAGCUGCAGGAGGUGGAGCUGGACGACACGCUGGUCAAGAUCUUCCGCAAGCAAGCCGUCCUCCUGCUAGAGAGUGGGCCCUACAGUGGUUUGGGAGAAAUCAUCUGCAGAGAGAGUGUUCCAAUGCACACAUUUGCCAAGUAUCUGUUCACCUCCCUCCUACCUCACGAUGCCGAAUUGGCAUACAAAAUUGCACUGAGAGCAAUGCGGUUACCAGUGAUGGAAGCCGUCGCUCCUUCCGGAGACAUGUCCCGGCCUCACAACAUAGUGUCCGUCGUGCCCAACCGCUACGCGCGAUGGUUCACCAUCAGCCACAUCGAGUCCCAACAGUGUGAGCUGGCCUCUACCAUGCUCACUGCAGCCAAAGGUGACGCUCGAAGGUUGGAAACAGUAUUAGAAUCCAUCCAGAAGAACAUCCACUCAUCCUCGCACAUCUUUAAACUGGCACAGGAUGCCUUUAAAAUAGCCACGCUCAUGGACAGCCUGCCUGACAUCACUCUGCUGAAAGUGUCCCUGGAGCUGGGCCUUCAGGUCAUGCGAAUGACUCUUUCAACUUUGAACUGGCGAAGGCGAGAGAUGGUACGAUGGUUAGUCACUUGUGCCACAGAAGUUGGCGUGUACGCACUGGACAGUAUCAUGCAGAGCUGGUUUGCGUUGUUUACUCCGACAGAGGCGACAAGCAUCGUGGCAACAGCGGUGCUGUCGAGCAGCACAGCAGCGCGUCUGCGUCUGGACGCCCGGCAGCAGGAGAAGCUGGCGAGCAGUGCGCGAACGUUGGCACUACAGUGCGCAGUCAAGGACCCGGCAAGCUGUGCGUUGUCUGCACUGACUCUGUGCGAGAAGGAGCCAGCAGCAUUCGAGACGGCCUACCAGAUCGCUCUGGAUGCAGCUCCAGCGGCCAUGACACACGCACAGCUCUUCACCAUCGCACGCUACAUGGAGCACCGGGGUUAUCCAGCACGUGCCUACAAGCUGGCAACGCUGGCCAUGACGCAUCUGAGCCUGGCCUAUAACCAGGACACGCAUCCGGCCAUUAACGACGUGCUGUGGGCGUGCGCCUUGAGCCACUCUCUGGGUAAAAGCGAACUGGCCGCCAUCAUCCCACUAGUUGUGAAGAGCGUCAAGUGCGCUACAGUGCUUUCAGACAUUUUGCGGCGCUGCACACUAGCCACAGUGCCAACUCCGCCCCUGCACGGGCGCCGAAAUGCCACACCCAAGUUGAUGUCGCUGGACAAGGCGCCUUUGCGCCAGUUACUGGACGCCACAAUCGGAGCCUAUAUCAACACAACGCACUCACGACUCACGCACAUCAGCCCACGCCACUACGGCGAGUUUAUCGAGUUCCUGGGGAAGGCGCGCGACACUUUCCUCAUGGCGCACGACGGCCAUGUGCAGUUUGCACAGUUCAUCGACAACCUGAAACAGAUCUACAAGGGCAAGAAGAAACUCAUGAUGCUUGUGCGCGAGAGGUUCGGUUGAUACCAGAAAGUCUCCCUUUCCCUUUUUUGACUCAAGUCUCCCUCUUUCUAAACGAAAGCAUCAAGAAGGAAAAAGCGGAACACAAACAAAUAGAAAGAACAUUAAAAGCCACACCGGUAUUAUAUGUAUAGACUUUCUUUAGUUUGCGAAAAAAAAAAAGGAAAAAUCGUCACAUUGUGAAAGUUUUGUGUGUUUCCCUUUAUUUGUAUGGAAGUACGUGAGAGCGAACAGUAGAGAGAGAGGAAAGAAAAGAAACGUUUUGGUUUACACUGAGUAUAUGUUGUUCAGUGGCGAAAGCCCACAUAGCACUCCAGAUAUCUGUCAACAUUCACAGCCUCAAAGAGAAAGAAAUAUGGCUUUAAACCAAACAAAGCACCUCCAUCCUAAGUGAAAAGUACCUCGUAUGGCUCCAGCUUUACCCCCUUCCCUUCCUAAUCCAUUUAAACGUUAUCAGUGUACUAAAGUGUUCAAUACGAAGAAAAACAACUUAAAAAACCAGUUUGGGACAUUUACUUUUUCAUUUCUUUCUCUUUGUUUUUUUUUUUUGUUUGUUUUUUUUUGUACCAGGCUCAUUGUGUGGCUUUGCAGUGCUGUUCCUCCAUAAGCAUGUCACAUAUACACAGAUGCUCACAGAACCUCCUGAAAACCCUGCUGUGCUUGCGCUUGUGGAAACUUAGCGACUGUCGACAUACAUUCUCAGGGAUUUCUCAAGAAAAAAAAAGGAAAAAAAAAAAAAAAAAAGAGAAAAA
Pangasianodon hypophthalmus (striped catfish) is the source of this 4232-nucleotide messenger RNA. It is a transcript of the gene zswim6, whose product is annotated as zinc finger, SWIM-type containing 6. The record is from RefSeq and is a predicted model, not a curated record. Gene Ontology annotation, cellular component: Cul2-RING ubiquitin ligase complex. The transcript is spliced from 14 exons. Gene Ontology annotation, molecular function: zinc ion binding. Bases 91 to 3483 code for a protein of 1130 amino acids. Lineage: Eukaryota; Metazoa; Chordata; Actinopteri; Siluriformes; Pangasiidae.